AUGAAUACACAUAAUAAUAAUUAUCAACAAAGGUCAAUGGAUAGUGCCAUUGUAACGAUUAAUGAUAAAGGAUAUAUACAAUCAGUUGAUAGAAAAACAUGUGAAUUAUUUGGAUAUACAAUAGAGGAAUUACAACUUCAAAAAGUCAAUAUAUUAGUACCAUCACCCUAUAAGGAGCAACAUGACACCUAUAUGCAAAGUUAUUUCGAAACAGGUGUUAGAAAGAUCAUUGAUAAGAGUCGAGUGGUGGAGGGUUUACAUAAGGAUGGCAGUGUUUUUCCAAUUACACUAUCAGUGACAGAGGUUAGGAUAUGGAAUAAGAGAAUGUUCAUUGGAUCAAUAGAGUCGAUUAUAGAUAAACGUUUAAUCAUAUAUACAGAUGUUCAUGGUAUUAUAACCUAUUGCAAUAGAAAUGUCGAAGAGUUGAUAGGAUAUACACCAGCAGAGUUAUUUGGAAAAAACGUAUCCGCAUUAAUGCCAUCUCCUCAUGCCAAAUCUCAUUCCGAAUACAUUGAAAAGAAUUAUCAUGGUGGUGGACUUUGGAAGAUGUUAAAUAGGGUCAGAAAUCUGCCAAUCAAACAUAAGAGUGGUGUGGUGUUUCUCGUUAGUAUUUUAGUUACGAAAAUCUCCACCGAUGGUAUCGAUAUGUUCAAGGCUAUCAUUCAAACACCCCCAAAAGAAGCGGUUUUCACUAUCAAUGGUGAUGGUAUCAUAAAGGCUUGUAAUUUUAAUUUCACUGAACCAAUGUUUGGCUAUACUCAAAAAGAUUUACUUGGUAAUACAAUUGGUCUUUUAAUUCCUGAAAUGUCAAAAAUUAUUGAUAAUACUUCUUUAAAUUUAACAGAUUCUCAUGAUCCACAAUUACAACAGCAACAACAAACAACUACAACAACAACUACUACAACUACAACAACUUCAACAACAUCCACUACAACAUCUACCCCUACUCCUGCUUCAAUUGCUGUUAGUGGUAAUAAUAUAUCAUCACCACCAAUUGAUUCACCAUUAACAACACCAAGUACACCAACUACAUUUAAUCAUAGUAGAGGUGUUGAGAGUUGGUUAGGUAGAACUAGAAAGGUUGAUGUAUGGCAUAGAGAUGGUUCAAGAUUUCCUGUAAAUUUAGAGAUUAUAAAACUUCAAGGUGAGAAUUCAAUGUUUUCAUUACAAAUUAAAAAGGUGGAAAAUCCAAGAGUCUACGGAAAAGAUAAAGAUAAAAAUGGUGGUGGUGGUGGUACUACAGAGAAUAAAGAUGGAAAACAAUUAGAUACAAUAAAAGAAAGUAAAGAACACAGACAUAGUAAAGAGAAAAAGAAGAGAAAAAAAGAUAGAGAUCAUAAUAAUAAUAAUAAUAAUAAUAAUAAUAAUAAUAAUAAUAAUAAUGAACAGACAUCUGAUUCUUCAGAUUCAUCAGAUAGCGAUUCAGAGAGCAGAUCAAAGAAAAAGCGAUCAAGUAAGAAAAAGAGUAGACGUGAUGAUAGUUCAUCAGAUUCGUCAGAUAGCGAAACUGAAUCAUCAUCUUCACCGCAUAAAAAGAAUCGAUCAUCCAAUAGUAGUAGUAACAGCAGUCAUUCAAAUGCACCACACGAAAGUAGCUAUUAUCAACCAGAGAUGAUUGGUGAAUAUACACUAGGUAAAACUUUGGGUAGGGGUAAUUAUGGUGUUGUUAAACUUGGUACUCAUAUAAAUACAAAAGAAGAAAUUGCAAUUAAAAUACUUUAUAAAGAACAAAUGACUGAAUCUGAAUUUACAAGAUGUAAAAGAGAAAUUGAAAUUUUAAAACAAUUAUAUCACCCUUUUAUUAAUAAAUUAUUAAAUGUACUUGAAAAAGAUGAUGCAAUGUUUAUUUUAAUGGAUUAUUGUCAGGGUGGCGAUUUAUUUCAUUAUGUAAAUAAAUUUGGUCUAAAAGGAGUAAAGAUGGUAAACUCACCCGAUAUUGGAGAUCAAGUUUUAAUGGGAGUACCAUUACCAGAGGAUGAUACGAAAAGAAUUUUUACACAAAUUUGUUUAGGUAUUGCACAUUGUCAUAAAUUAAAUAUAGCACAUAGAGAUAUUAAACAUAAGAAUAUUUUAUUUGAUAAUCAAAUGAAUGUUAAAAUUAUAGAUUUUGGAUUAAGCAAUUGGUCUUAUCAAGAAAAGAUGAGUUUUUGUGGUACACCAGCAUACGCAGCGCCAGAAAUGUUAUUAGGUAUUAAUUAUAAUGGACCAGAAGUUGAUAUUUGGUCAUUAGGUGUUAUUUUAUAUAGUUUAGUAACUGGAAAAUUACCAUUUAUAAAUGUUACCGAUAUGAUUGUCGGUAAGUUUAUAUUACCACCAUCAAUUCCAUUGGAUUUACAGGAUUUAAUUAAAAAGAUGUUGACAGUUGAUCGUGAACAUCGUUUAAAUAUUAUGAAUGUUUUAAAUCAUCCUUGGCUUUCAAAGGAUCCAGCUUCUUCCACUUUAAUCUCUCAAAACCUACUACACUCCCCACCUGUAGUUCAUCAACCACAACCACCUCAACAUCAAAAAAUUCAACCAACUUCAAUAAUACCUAAUUUUAAUGAAGUUGAAACUUUAAAAAAUAAUAUUUUAAAUAAUAAUAAUAAUAAUAAUAAUAAUAAUAAUAAUAAUAAUAAUAAUAUUUUAAAUAGUAAUAAUAAUAAUAAUAAUAAUAAUAAUAAUAAUAGUAAUAAUAAUAAUAUUAUUAAUAAUAGUAAUAAUAAUAGUAAUAAUAAUAAUAAUAUUAAUAAUAAUAUUAAUAAUAAUAAUAAUGUCAACAAUAAUGUUAACAACAAUAAGAAUAAUAACAAUAAUAAUAAUAAUAAUAGUAAUAAUAAUAGUAAUAAUGGUAAUAAUAUACCAAACAGUUCAAAUAAUACUAAUAGUAUUAUAAAUAAUAAUUUGUACAAUCAAUCACUUUCACCUCAAAAUAAUAAUAUAUAUCAACACUCACCUCAACAUCAACAACAUCAACACCAACAACAACAUUCACCUCAACAACAGCAACAUCAACAACAUCAACAUCAUCAACAACAACAACAGCAAUUACAACAACAACAUCAUCAACAACAUCACCAACAACACCAACAACACCAACAACAACACCAACAACAACACCAACAACAACACCAACAACACCAACAACAUCAACAAUCACAUCAACAACCACCAGUAUACUUUCCAACACAAAUCAUUUCUGAUGAUUUUAAUUUGACAAGUCAAUUACAGAGAACCCAACCAAAUCAGCAAGUUUCAUUUGAUACAAAUCAAUCUUAUCAACAACAAUUACAACAACCACAAAUCCCUCAUCAAGUUUUAAUGCAACAACCACCCCAAAUUUUAUCGCACUCAAAUAAUCAACCAAUUAAUAAUUAUUAUGUUGGACAACAACCAAUUCAACAAAUACAACAAUUACAACAACAACAACAAUUACAACAACAACAACAACAACAACAACAACAACAACAACAACAACAACAACAACAACAACAACAACAACAACAACAACAACAACAACAACAACAACAACAACAACAACAACAACAACAACAACAACAACAACAACAACAACAACAACAACAAAAUGACCCUAAUUUUCAGCCACAUUUAAGAAGAAUAAAAAUGUCAAAAAGAGAUAACAGUUAUAAUAAAAGAAAGAGUGAAGAUGGAGAUAGUUAUAAAAAGAGAGAUAAUCAAUCAUAUGAUGAUAUUCUAAAGGAUGAGGGAAAUAAAAGGUUAAGAGAACUUCAAACAUAUAGUGAAGGUGAUAAAUCAAGACAACAUUAUAAUAGAGACAGCAAUGAUAAUAGUAGAGAUAAUAAUAGAUAUAAUAAUAGAGAUAAUAAUAAUAAUAACAAUAGUAAUAAUAAUAGAGAGAGAGAUAGAUAUAAAAAAAAUAAAAAUGAAAAUUUUGAUUAUGGAAAAUAUAAAUUUGGUAAAUCAAAUGAAGAUGAAGAAAAUAAAGAUAAACCAAAUAUUGUAAGGGAAAAACCAGAUUUUAAACCAUCUGGUAGUUUAAAAAAUGAUAGUAGUAGUAAUUAUGGUACAAUAUCAAGUGGUAGAAAUAAUAACAAUGGAGAAGAAGAUGAAGAAAAUAAAAUUAAAUUAAAAUGGCAUGAACCUGCCGAAGCAAAAUUACCAACUGAAAAAUGGAUGUUAUAUCCAUUCAAAGGUAAAGAUCAAUUGGAUACAAUUUAUUUACAUAGAAAGAAAUCUUUUCUUUUUGGUAGAAAUAGAGAUAUAGCUGAUAUACCAAUUGAUCAUCCAUCAUGUUCUUCACAACAUGCUGUAAUUGUUUUUAGAAUUAGAAAAAAAGAAAAUCCAAAUACUGGUUCAAUUAAAACUUUUAUUUUACCAUAUAUAAUAGAUUUAGAGAGUACAAAUGGAACAUUUCUAAAGGGUGAAAAAAUUGAACCUGCAAAAUAUUUUGAACUAAGACCAAAAGAUAAAAUUACAUUUGGUACAAGCACAAGAGAAUAUAUAUUAUUAUGUGAAGAUUCAAUUGAAGGAGAUGAAAGUGAAGAAGAAGAUAGUGAUUAA
Messenger RNA from Dictyostelium discoideum AX4, 4518 nucleotides. RefSeq lists its product as hypothetical. Gene Ontology annotation, molecular function: protein serine kinase activity; ATP binding; protein serine/threonine kinase activity. Bases 1 to 4518 code for a protein of 1505 amino acids. The record is from RefSeq and is a predicted model, not a curated record. The transcript has 5 exons. Lineage: Eukaryota; Evosea; Eumycetozoa; Dictyosteliales; Dictyosteliaceae. Gene Ontology annotation, biological process: regulation of DNA-templated transcription.